AUGGUUAUUGCUUUUAAUGUAUUUAUUGCUGGAAUAAAGUCAAAUCAAAUUUGUGAAAAAUCUAAAGAAAAGGAAACCAAAACUCAGGAGGAGGUAGAAAUUGAAGAAAUUAUUAAAGAAGAAGAAAAACCUGAGAACGUUGUUGAGGAUUUAUAUGGUUUAUUAUUAAAUAUCAUAAAUGUUCAUCGACCUCGAAAGAAACAAGUUAAAGGAAAUUAUAACCGAUCUAUUGCAUUUGGAUGUUUUUGUUUUGCUCCAACAAGUCAAAAGAGUGGAAAAGGAUUCCAAUCAGGAUUUUAUGAUGGUUUUAGUGUUUUAGAAGACGCCAUGGAUGGAACAUUAAUGAUGGCUUCUGCAGAUCAAAAUGGAUGCAUUAUGGCAUUUGAUUUUGGUGCAAACAAGUUUUGGCAGGUUUCUCGAUUAGGUAUAGCAGCUUCUGCUAUUGCCUUUACUCAUUUGGUUCGAAAUGAAUUAGUAGUGGCAUUUACCGACAACUCUAUCAGAUGUUACAACGUUGAGACUCGUCAACUUAUUGCUGAAGCUAGAAGCCAUCGAAGUCCAGUAAAUUGGAUAUCAAUGCACCCAAAACAACAUGUCGUCAUCACCAGUGCAAAAUCCGAAGCGAUAUUAUGGAAUAUGACUGAUUGGUCCAAGCAAAAGGUUUUGAAUCAUAUCAAAGAAGGUGUCGCGUUAACUCGCGCUGUUUACUCUGCGCAAGGGGAAUAUAUUAUUACAAGUUAUUUUGAUGAUUCAGUAUAUAUAUGGUCUAACAGUUCUUUUGAUCUCCUAUGGAAGUUACAAGUUCCUUCACGAGUUUCAUUAUUAAGAUUUUGUGACGCGUAUGAUAAUACGUGUAGAAUAGCUGUAACAUCUAAAAAUGGUAAAUUGAUCUUAGUUGCUGGCAAGACAAACAUUUUUAUUUGGGAAUUUGAUACGAAAAAUUUAAUUCGAGAUAUAAACCUUAAGUCUAUAAUUGAAGGUGAAAUUAUGAAACUCGAAUUAAUUCACGAUGAUUCGGAUCUUUUGGUUUCUACUUCAGAUGGGAGACUUCUGAUUAUUGACAUUUUUCAAAUUGAAUCACAGAUAUACCAUAUAAACGUACAGCGUCCCAUCAAAUUUUUUGAAAUAUCCCCCGAUGGAAAAUUCAUUGUAACAAAUUCAAUGGAGGAAAGAGCAACUUUGAAAAUUUGGGAUUUGGAAGUUUUAAUUUCUGAUACUUUGCAACACCAAUAUCGUGAUUUUUCCACAUUGAGAAGUAUAUCUCCUCCCACCGAAAUACGAAUGUCGUCAUUAUCUAAUAUCAUGUUUUCUUCGCAAGUUACUUCGGAAGAUGAUGAGGAAGUAUCUGAUGUAGUUUAUGGUCAAACAACAAAUGAGCUAAUUGGCACGUCUUCAGGAAACGCUAUUGUGGCUCAAGAAGCAAAUUAUACUUCAAGGAGAACUUCGAUAUCUACUAUGGGGUCAAGAGAUUUAUCGGGAUUAUAUCCUGCUUCAAGCGAAAAGAAAAGAGAGAGACUGGUCGAAAAACUACAUCAAUUAGGAAGAUACCCAGAUAAGCAUAGAGUUCGUAUAUGGUGUAUAUUAUUGGAUCUUCCUCAAAACCAACAAGCUUACAAAGAAGUAACCAGACAAUGUGUAAAUCCCGCCAUCAAGUCUUCAUUGUCAAAUAAUCUAAAGUCAAAUGAUUCCAAACAGCGAAGGAUAAUUGGAAAAUUAGAAAAUUUUUUAUCAGCCUUUGUUCGAUUAGGAUAUGAUCAACGAGUAGUAGCUGAAUGGAUAUCCCAUAUGGUAUAUCCAUUUAUGGAAUUGUUAACGGAAAUAUACGAAACUUUAUCAUUUGAACUAAUUUUGAUUAACUGGUACCAGUGUCGCUGGGAGGAAUUUCCCAACCCUCCAACCAAUAUCAUGAAUGCUAUAAAUGUUUUAUUGGCACAUUGGGAUAAUGAUUUACAUACGCAUUUAAUAUCUUGUAAUAUAAAGAUUCAGGAUUGCGCAUGGACAAUGAUUCUUUGUAGUUUUGCAAAAAUAUUAACGCGAGAAGAUUGGUUGGAAUUAUGGGAUCAUUUAUUAUCAAAUGAUGAGCCGUCGUUUAUGUGUUUUUUCAUAAUCUCUUAUAUAAUGAUAGCAAGAGACAUUUUAUUAGAAAUGACCCAAAGGGAUCAAAUUUUGGACUUCUUUACUAGAGCUAAUACCAUAAAUAUUUCCAGAAUUCUUGAAAUAUCUUAUAAAUUAGAGAAAGAGACUCCAUUGGAAAUAUCGCCAAGAUUUGAAAUAAGUAGAUAUAAACCCCUAAUAAAAUCAGGUAAAGAAUAUAAAUUAGAUUAUAUUACUAGUUUAAAUAAAUAUAGAACUCAAUAUGAUGAUAUACGAGAUUGGAUUUGGGAACAAGAAAAAGAAAUUAUAAAGAAAAGGUACUGA
Molecule: messenger RNA, 2418 nt
Organism: Funneliformis geosporum
Lineage: Eukaryota; Fungi; Glomeromycota; Glomeromycetes; Glomerales; Glomeraceae
Source: the annotation of a GenBank genome assembly